Uranotaenia lowii is the source of this 695-nucleotide messenger RNA. RefSeq lists its product as uncharacterized. The coding region runs from base 153 to 539 and encodes 128 amino acids. The record is from RefSeq and is a predicted model, not a curated record. The transcript is spliced from 2 exons. Lineage: Eukaryota; Metazoa; Arthropoda; Insecta; Diptera; Culicidae.
CAACCACGUCGUAGAAUGGGAAAAAGCGGGUUGAUGAUAGAUUCAAAUUAAAUUUUGUUUCUUACUUAUAGAGACUUUUUCAAAGAAAAAAAACCCAAAAAAUCUUCUGUUUUAAGGAUAAUUUAUUAGUAUUAAGUAUUCGUUUUUUAUUCAUGCCAUCAAAACUUGUGACAAUUGAAGGGAAGCCUACAGAACGGACAACACCACCCAAUUUAAGAUACAAGUCCUACCUAGAUGAAACAGUAGCAGUCCCGGAGCUGUUGGAUAAUUUACCAGCUAAUACUACUGCUCUGCUUAAUUCACAAAAAGUACUCCAGUGCCGUGUCUACAACAAGGGUCUACCAUCGAUCAAGUGGUUCCGCCGUAUCAAUCUCAACAACGCGUUGGAUGAUCACAGUUUCAAUCAGAACCAAUCGAUUCGUUAUCUGGAGAACUUUUAUGAACUGUUGCCUUCAGCGGGGGAGAAACUCUUAUCGGAAGAUAUCUAUUUAAGCAAACUGAUCCUGCCAAGCGUCUCAGAGCGAGACAUCGGUAUUUAAGUGUGCAUCGGAAUUAACUAUGGCGGGGUCAAUACGGCAGACGCCUAUGUCAAUGUGGUCCAUCCGAAUGGUGUGACGGUCGGUACUCAUGAAACAGCGUCAGACAGACGAGCCAUCGGGUCGAUCGCUUUGAAAACGGAUUCGAUAACUGUUGAG